UGUCAGGGAUGAAGUGGAACAUUCGUGGCCUCCUGCUUAUUUUAUCUGCCCUUUUCUGCAUAUCUGUAGGAGAUUCCACAGGUAAUAUCCCUCCAAAGUGUCCUCUGCACUCAAAAUCUGCAGACACAAAAAAUGGAAAUAAGGAGAUGGAUAUGUUCAUACUGGGUUCAUGUGGUUUCAAAGGAUACAUGAAAACAGGUAGUUGCAAUGGUGAUACAUGGGGUAUUUCACAGAACCAAUCAGUGAGCUUACUUCAGUGCGGUUUUAAAGUAUCAUCAGAGAACCUAUUCAAAAUCUCUGUAUUUCCGAUUGUUGAAGAUGCAUUCUGUACAGGAAACACAACACACAGUACAAACACAUCCUGUACAACAUACAGUAGUGACUGUGGUGUAACUUUAUCAAGACACCCACCUUACAAACUCAACAUAAGCAGAAGUGUUAUGCCCACAUUUGUCUGUUUAAUUGAAGGGAAAUGUAGAAAUUACACUUUGACAAACUGGAUUACAAAAGGUUGUAACUGGAGCCACCAAACCCCUAAAUAUUUUGAGAAUGCGGGAUAUGCAUGUAAUAUGACCUGCCUGAAUCCCAGUCAGACGUGUAAGAAUGCACAAUAUGAUUCCAGCUGUAAAGGUAAAGAAGGUAAUAUAAACAGGAUUGUGGUCCAUAAUAAAACUGCAACUUGUUAUAAGUGUGGAAGUCCUCUUCAAGAUACGCCAAAAAUUCAAGCAUCCUCAAAUGAUUUCAAUACUAAUAAAACAGAGAUAGAUGCUGCGGCAGCUGCUAAGGCCAUGGAAAAUCUCUCCAGCCUACUGCUUUUGAUGGAGAAUUUGACCGUUGCCUCUAUAUCCAUGGGUAACGUUAAAGGGGUUUUAAAGAAAAUUCAAAAUGAGUCUGAAAUCACGACGUCCUACUUCAUCUACUCUCCAGAAACUGGCAUCAGUGUUAUAGAUGAUUUGGACGAACUGCAGAAAUAUCCCAAUGCUUUCAGUAUUCCAGAGGAAGCAGCUAAGAAAGCGCUCAACCAAAGUGCAGGAAGCGCUUUUAUGGGUGUUUUCCUCUUUCCCAACAUGUCAAAGGAUGCAGAGAAUAGUACGGUUUUGAAUGAUGAGGUUUAUGCAAUCGAAAUGGGGACAAAAAUUUCUAAUCUGAGUGAUGCCAUCAUCUUGACCUUCAAAAAUCGUCAGAAGACGGAGGGAAGUCCUGUUUGUAAAUCAUGGGAUGGAAAAGGAAAUAAGCCAAACUGGACAUCCGAAGGGUGUAGCACGUUUAAUGCAGAAAACAAGAUAACAUGUAAAUGCAAACAUUUGACUUUCUUCGCUGUGCUUAUGACCCCUCCAAACAUACACAUUCCCCAAAGCGACCUCACUGCUCUCACCUACAUCACCUACAUCGGCUGCGGCCUCUCCUUGUUUUUCCUGUCCAUCGGGCUCUUCAUGCACUUCCUCAUGAGGAGAGUGAAGGCCACUGAUUCUCUCCGCGUGCUGGUUAAUCUCUUCGUGGCGCUGUUCCUGCUCAACGUGGCCUUCCUGUCGAAUGAGUACGUAGCGCGUGCGAAGGACGUCACCGCCUGCAAGGUCAUGGCUGGAUUCAUGCACUACUGCUUGCUGGCCAGUUUCAACUGGUUUGCGGUGGAGGCUUUUCACCUCUGCCUGCAGAUGACCAAACACUCAGUCACCAUCAAACAUUACAUGAUCAAGAUCUCUGUGGUUGGGUGGGCUCCUCCUGCUCUUGUUGUUAGUAUCAUUUACGUCUUGGGCAAAUAUGGUGAGCAGUCCAUAACAACGGACAAAAGCAACGUAACUAUGUGCUGGAUUUUAGACUCUAAUGUCCACUACUACGUGAACAUCGGUUAUUACUGCUUGAUCUUCAUCUUCACCUUCAGCACCUUCAUUGUGGUGCUGCGAUGGCUCUCCAUGCUGAAGCUGAGCAGGCUGAACAAGGCUGGAAAGGUGAAGCACUCAGGAACCGCCACCUUUGACAUCACCACCAUCCUGGGCCUCUGCUGUAUGCUGGGACUCACCUGGAGUUUCGCCUUCUUCAGCUACGGAGCUAUGCGUCUGCCCUCGUAUUACAUAUUCACCGUCCUGAACUCCUUCCAAGGUUAUGAAAGCGUGGCGAUGGCGUGA
Sinocyclocheilus grahami is the source of this 2126-nucleotide messenger RNA. RefSeq names its product adhesion G-protein coupled receptor G5-like. The record is from RefSeq and is a predicted model, not a curated record. Gene Ontology annotation, molecular function: G protein-coupled receptor activity. Lineage: Eukaryota; Metazoa; Chordata; Actinopteri; Cypriniformes; Cyprinidae. Gene Ontology annotation, biological process: cell surface receptor signaling pathway; adenylate cyclase-activating G protein-coupled receptor signaling pathway. Bases 9 to 2126 code for a protein of 705 amino acids. Gene Ontology annotation, cellular component: plasma membrane. The transcript is spliced from 17 exons.